Molecule: messenger RNA, 1365 nt
Organism: Dovyalis caffra
Lineage: Eukaryota; Viridiplantae; Streptophyta; Magnoliopsida; Malpighiales; Salicaceae
Source: the annotation of a GenBank genome assembly
AUGGCUUCAAGAAGAUUACUUAAAGAUUUUUUGCUCAAAAGGGUUAUUUCAAGUCCUGUUAGUGGUGUCAGACAUUGCUCUUCUUCUUCAUCAUCAAAAACUGCUCCUAAAAUUCCUCACUUCUCGAAGAAGGGGAGGUUAUUAACAGGAGCAACCAUAGGACUGGUUAUUGCUGGAGGAGCGUAUGUUAGUACAGUGGAUGAAGCAACUUUCUGUGGUUGGCUAUUCAAUGCAACAAAACUCGUGAAUCCAUUUUUUGCCCUUUUAGAUGCUGAGUUUGCUCAUAGGCUUGCUGUAUCAGCUGCUGCUCACGGUUGGGUUCCAAGGGAGAAGAGGCCUGAUCCAUCAAUUUUAGGACUGGAAGUUUGGGGUAGGAAGUUCUCCAACCCUAUAGGUCUAGCUGCUGGCUUUGAUAAAAAUGCUGAGGCUGUUGACGGCUUGCUUGGGUUAGGUUUUGGCUUUGUAGAGGUUGGCUCUGUUACCCCUGUUCCACAAGAGGGAAAUCCAAAGCCACGAAUCUUCAGAUUGCGUCAGGAAGGUGCAAUUAUCAAUCGCUGUGGAUUUAAUAGUGAAGGCAUUGUAGCUGUUGCAAAACGAUUGGGUGCACAACAUGGAAAAAGAAAGUUGGAUGAAACUUCAAGCACUUCAUCUACCUCUAACGGCGAUGUCAAACAUGGAGGCAAAGCUGGUCCUGGCAUUCUCGGGGUCAAUCUAGGAAAGAACAAGACAAGUGAAGAUGCUGCUGCAGAUUAUGUACAGGGGGUUCAUACGUUGUCCCAAUAUUCUGAUUACUUGGUUAUUAACGUGUCAUCACCCAAUACUCCUGGAUUGCGUAUGCUUCAGGGAAGAAAGCAAUUAAAGGACGUCGUUAAGAAGGUCCAAGCUGCUCGUGAUGAAAUGCAAUGGGGUGAGGAGGGUCCUCCUCCUAUGCUAGUGAAGAUUGCUCCUGACUUGUCCAAAGAAGACCUUGAAGACAUUGCAGCAGUUGCUCUUGCACUCCGCUUGGAUGGACUGAUUAUAUCAAACACAACCAUAUCAAGGCCGGAUUCUGUAAAGAGAUACCCAGUGGCUGAGGAAACUGGUGGCUUGAGUGGGAAACCUCUCCUCAAUUUGUCUACCAAUAUCUUAAAAGAGAUGUAUAUUUUGACAAGGGGGAAGAUUCCUUUGAUAGGCUGUGGGGGUGUUUUUAGUGGUGAGGAUGCAUACAAAAAAAUACGAGCUGGAGCAACUCUUGUUCAGCUUUAUACAGGAUUUGCCUAUGGGGGACCUGCCCUAAUUCCUCGAAUAAAGGCUGAGCUGGCCGAGUGCUUAGAAAGGGAUGGUUUCAAGUCCAUUCUGGAGGCAGUUGGUGCAGAUUACAGAUAG